CCUCCCAGGGAGUCAGAGGGACCCGCAGCCCACUCUGAGCAGAUGUAAAGGUUUACAUUUUCUUACAUGCUUUGUUUUGUAAUAUGACAUUUUAAUCUGCAUUUUCCCCCCUUUCGAACACAUCGAGAGAGAAAAAAGUGUGUUUUUAUAGCAACUCCUUCUGGCUGCAACUGCUGCGUUCAAGGAGCCUCCAGAGUUCUUCCUGUCUGUGUCACCAUGGGAAUCAAAGCUGCACUUCCCAAAUAUGAGAUCUAUUUUUACAACACGGUGCUUUGUCUGGCCAUGUUCUGGGCUGCUGGCUGGAUCUUUGACGUGUCCAGUUCAAGUGCAAACAGAAAGACGUUUAAAACCAGCGUGAAGCCAGGAUGGUACUACUUUGGGAGGAAAAUGGAUACGGCUGAUUUGGAGUGGAUGAUGUGGUUUUCCACCUUCAGAGCGCACAUCCUGUUUGCUCUUUCUGGUCAUGUGCUGUUCGCUAAGAUCUGCUCCAUGUUGGCUCCACAGUACAGGUCCCUGGUGUACAUGGUGUAUGGGCUGCUGGCCGUGUGGACCAGUAUGGGCUGGACCUACGUCACCCUCAUCCUGUCCCACUGUAUCCUGCUCUACAGCAUCUCCUUAGUGAAAAUCCGCUGGCUUUGCUUCGUCGCUGGCCUUUGUACACUCGCUACAUUCAAGUGUGAACCCUUCGUGUCCUGGCAGGCCGGCUUUGUGGAGGGUGACUUUGAGCUGCGUCAUGUUCUCUUCUAUGGAGGUUGUGGGUUUACCAUUAUGCGCUGUAUGAGCUUUGCUCUGGAGAACUGUGAGAGGAAAGAUGGAAACUACAACAUCCUGGAGCUGCUAAAGUACAACUUCUACCUCCCCUUCUUCUAUUUCGGACCCAUCAUGACCUUUGACAAGUUUUAUGUUCAAGCUAACAAGUCAGACCUGACCAGGAAAGAGUGGGAGAUGUGGAACAUCAGUCUGCAGGGCCUGAUUCACCUGGGAGUCGUCAUUGUCGUGGACGUCCUCUUCCAUUUCAUGUACAUCCUCACCAUCCCCACCGACCUGAAGCUGCUGAAGCAUGCCUCUGACUGGGCUCUAGUGGGCCUAGCUUACUUCAACCUGGUGUAUGACUGGGUAAAAGCAGCUGUCAUGUUUGGAGUCAUCAACACAGUGUCCAGACUGGAUCAUCUGGACCCUCCUAAGCCACCAAAAUGCAUCACUAUGCUCUACGUGUUUGCUGAAACCCAUUUUGACAGAGGGAUCAACGAGUGGCUGUGCAAGUAUGUGUACAAUUACCUGGGUGGAAACCAUGAGAAUGUGGUGGAGGAGCUGGUGGCUACACUGUGCACCUUUGGCAUCACCAUCCUCUGGUUGGGACCCUGCGAGGUGGUGCUGAUCUGGGCUUUCCUUAACUGUUUUGGCCUCAACUUUGAGUUGUGGACUGCCAAGUUCUUCUCCAUGGAGCCUUUUGCUUCUUUUGAGAUGGCGAUGUCAGAAGCAAUGUCCCGUCGGAUCAGAGCCAUCUUCAAUACUUUGAACUUCUGGACCAUUGUGUUGUACAACAUCCUGGCCUUGAACAGUUUGGACUUUGCCAAGUUGGUUGCCAAGCGGCUGCUUCUCAAAGGCUUCCCUAUAACCACCAUCAUCGUCAUGUUUGUGACCUACUGCCUGAUUCAAGUGAUUAAGGAGAGAGAGAGGGGACAGGCCCUUAUCGAUGAUCCAGAUCCUCUUCCUCCUGCUCCCCCUACCAACGCCGCCAGCCCAACCGCAGCUUCACCCACUGCUGCUCAACCAGUCGCAGAUCCGAGCAAGGAAAAGGCAGAGUAGAUAUUUUCACUAAUAGCAAAGGAUGUUUACAGCCAUGAGUGUUAUCGCCAGUCCAGAUUUUGAACCAUGAAUUGUGAAUGGAUGCUCGGUUUCUGCUGAUGUAGAAAAAAAGCAUUAACUGUAAAUAAGUUUACCAUCAUGUGUUUAUACCUAAAAGGGAAUGAAAUAGAACCGAAUGAAAGACAUUUACUCAAACAUGAUGUAAUAUAUAGUAUAAUGUCCAGUAGCCACUGAAAAUAAAUAACAAUAAGUGUAACAACACUGUAGAGAUGUUAAACGUACUGAAAACUUUGUCAUUAAUUAAAAUAAACUGCAAAGAUUUGUUCAAAUG
Molecule: messenger RNA, 2140 nt
Organism: Perca fluviatilis (European perch)
Lineage: Eukaryota; Metazoa; Chordata; Actinopteri; Perciformes; Percidae
Gene: hhatlb
Product: hedgehog acyltransferase like, b
Exons: 12
Coding region: 217-1809 (530 amino acids)
Biological process (GO): negative regulation of N-terminal protein palmitoylation
Cellular component (GO): endoplasmic reticulum
Molecular function (GO): acyltransferase activity
Source: RefSeq, a predicted model, not a curated record